UUACGACGCAGAUCGAGCGAUGGCUGUUUUCACGACAUACGUCAACCAGAACGACGUUUCUGUACGGCGGUAACGUUGAAGUGGCAUAUUGAGUGCCCGAUGAUGAUAUCGCGCUGUCCGGAAAAGUAGGUCCAUGAAAGAAAAAACGAAAAGAAUGAGAAGUUUCCAUGUAGGGUAACAUAUAAAAAAAAAAAAAAUAGAAGGAAAAUGUCUGGCUGUUCAGGAGCUUCUAGAGAUGGGAUGUGAACGUUGAAUAAGUGACCUGAGAAAACAGCAGUUAACAACUAGUUAAGUGUGAGAUGCUGUGCUGAUAGGUGCAGCCACUCCAGUUUUUAUUGUGUUGUGCUUCUACGGUGUUUGAUAUUUCCUUUUUGUGUGUUGGGGUUUGGACACUCAACUUACAUUCUGAGGAGCAGAGAAACCAAGAACAAAAAAGAGCAGCAACCUCAAAGACUGCCAGUAAGCAGCUGACGAGACAGUUUGUGAAUCAACGUGAAGGAAACGCAUUAUGCUGAAUGUGACUGGCUGGUGUGUUUUGUAUAAAUCAUACUGACUGGGCCCUGUAAAGCUGAAAUUCACCCAUCAGGGACCCAAGAGACAAUGUACUUGUAAUGGCUGUGCAAUUCAACUCAGAGACCAAGUGUUGGGCACAUUGCCAGUAGUCUUGAACUUUAUUGUGUUGCUCAUAACUCAGUAAAGAUCCACUUAUGCUAUGUCCUUUGUGUCAUAAGCUAUCAAAGAAUCUGUGAGAUUGCAAAUGCCUUCUUCAUAAUACAGCAAGUAACAGGGGAAUAUCACAUGCAACCUGUGUCUGUUAUAUAGGCGUGCCAUGGAGAACAAAAUUAAUGUGGAUAUUAAGAAAGAAGACUCUGAAUGGGAAUCUGAGCAACAUCAGACAAAUAUUUAUGGACUUCAGGAGGAGGAGGAUGAGGAGGAUUGUAAGUGGAGACCAACAGUCAUUAAAGAUGAGUCUGAAUCAGCAUCUGAACGUAGUGACUUCAAAAAAAGUGACAUUGUAAUCCAUGUCAAGGCAGAAGAGGUUAAAUCGGAGUCUGUACCUCAAAAUGUGUGUCGACUUCCUAACCUCCAGAAUCAUUCUGCCCAGGUGAAGACGGAAUCUUUGGAUUCUGAGGUGAAAGAGGCUGAGAAAGCAUCGUGUUCAACGUAUCCUGGAGAAGAUUUACAAGAAAAUGGCACCUUCUCUCCGUCAUUUCCUCAAACAUCUCUUUACUGUAGACCACAACAAAAUGAAAACAUGGAAACUGAAGCAGAGAUUUUCUCAAAUUCUUUUCAAAAAAGGCAGAAAAGUACAUGGAAGUUAACAAGCAUAGACACAAUCAACACUCACCAAAGGGAGCUUGAUAAAAAUACAGCAGUUGUGCAUGUCAUCCAGGACCAGAUGAAAUCUUAUAAGUAUAAAUUUAAAAUGAAAUAUAAAUGGAUUCAUAUAACACAGAAGUUAUACUGCUGUUCUGAAUGUGGUAAACAAUUCUUUUCCUGUGGCAAACUUCAGACCCACAUGAGAAUUCACACUGGAAAAAAGACAUUUUGCUGUUCUGAAUGUGGCAAACAAUUCUGCAGGAAUAGCGAUCUUCAGAUUCAUAGAAGAAUUCACACUGGAGAGAAACCAUAUAGCUGUUCUCAAUGUGACAAGCGAUUCUCACAAAAUGGCCAACUUUAUACCCACACAAGAAUUCAUACUGGAGAGAAGCCAUUUUGCUGUUCUGAAUGUGGCAAACAAUUCUUCAGGAAUAUUGAUCUUCAGACCCAUGCAAGAAUUCACACUGGAGAGAGGACAUAUUGCUGUUCUGAAUGCGGCAAAAGUUUUUCACAAAAUAGCCAGCUUAAGGCUCACAUGAAAAUUCAUACUGGGGAAAAGCCAUUUUGCUGUUCUGAAUGUGGAAAACAAUUCUUCAGGAAUAGCAGUCUUCAGAUACACACAAGAAUUCACACUGGAGAAAGGCCAUAUUGUUGUUCUCAAUGUGACAAAAGAUUCUCGCAAAAAGGCCAACUUCAGACCCACAUGAAAACUCAUUCUGGAGAAAAGCCAUUUUCCUGUUUUGAAUGUGGCAAACGAUUCUUCAACAAACACAAUCUUCAGACCCACACAAGAAUUCACUCUGGAGAAAAACCAUAUUGCUGUUCUGAAUGCGGCAAAAGAUAUUCCAACAAAAGGAAUCUUCACACGCACACAAGAAUACACACUGGAGAAAAGCCAUAUUGCUGUUCUGAAUGCGGCAAACAAUUCAUCAAGAAUAGCUUUCUUCAGAUCCAUAAAAGAACUCAUACAGGAGAAAAGCCAUUUAGUUGUUCUGAGUGUGACAAAAGAUUCUCCAACAAACAAAAUCUUCAUACCCACACAAGAAUUCACACUGGGGAAAAGCCCUAUUGCUGUGGUGAAUGUGGCAAAGAAUUCUCCAGGAAUAGCAGUCUUCGGAUACAUGCAAGAAUUCACACUGGGGAAAAGUCAUAUUGCUGUUCUGAAUGUGGAAAAAGAUUCUUACAAAAAGGUCAACUUCAGACCCACAUGAAAAUUAAUUCUGGAGAAAAGCCAUUUUGCUGUUGUGAAUGUGGCAAAAGAUUUUCCAAUAAACACAUUCUUCAGGCCCACACAAGACUACAUACUGGUGAGAAACCAUAUUACUGCUCUGAAUGUGGCAAACAGUUCACCAAUAGUAGCGAUCUUCAGACCCACACAAGAACUCAUACUGGGGAAAAGCCAUAUUCUUGUUCUGAAUGUGGGAAAAGAUAUUCUAUUAAAUCCAAUCUUCACACUCACAUACAAAUUCAUACUGGAGAGACGCCAUAUUGCUGUUCUGAAUGUGGUAAACAAUUCACCAAGAAUAGCCAUCUUCAGACCCACAAAAGAACUCAUACUGGAGAAAAGCCAUUUAGCUGUUCUGAAUGUGGCAAAAGAUUCUCCAACAAACACAACCUUCAGACCCACACAAGAAUUCACUUUGGGGAAAAGCCAUAUUGCUGUUCUGAAUGCUGCAAAAGAUUCUCACAGAAAGGCCAUCUUUAUUCGCAUAAAAAAAUUCACAGUGGAGAAAAGCCAUAUUGCUGUUCUGAUUGUGGAAAACAGUUCUUACGAAGAGGCCAUCUUGAGGCUCACACAAGAAUUCAUACUGGAGAGAAGCCAUACUGCUGCAAUGAAUGUGGCAAACAGUUCUCCAAGAAUAGCAAUCUGCAGACCCACAAAAGAAUUCACGCUGGGGAGAGACCAUAUUGCUGUUCCGAAUGUGGUAAACAGUUUUCUGCAAAACGCAGCCUUCAGUUACACACAAGAAUUCACACUGGUGAGAAGCCAUAUUGCUGCACUGAAUGUGGUAAGCAAUUCUCACAAAGAGGCUAUCUUCAGAAACACAUGAUAAGUCACAGUGGAGUUAAACCAUAUUGCUGUGGUGAAUGCGGCAAACGAUUUAUCACCAAUAGCCAUCUUCAGAUCCACAGAAGAAUUCAUACUGGGGAGAAACCAUUUUGCUGUUCUGACUGUGGCAAACUAUUCUCACAAAGAGGCGGUCUUCAGAACCAUGCAAGAAUUCACACGGGAGAAAAGCCAUAUUGCUGCUCUGAAUGUGGCAAGCAGUUUUCUGCAAAAUUCAACCUUCAGUUACACACAAGAAUUCACACUGGAGAGAAGCCUUACUGCUGUUCUGAAUGUGGUAAACAAUUCACCACCAGUCGUCAUUAUCAGAUCCAUGCAAGAAUUCACACUGGAGAGAAACCAUAUUACUGUUCUGAUUGUGGCAAACAGUUCUCACGACGAGGCAAUCUUCAGACUCACAGAAGAAUUCACACUGGUGAAAAGCCAUAUUCUUGCUCUGACUGUGGCAAACAAUUCUCACAAAGAAUCAAUCUUCAGACCCAUGCAAGAACACACGCUGAAGAGAAGCCAUAUGUGUGCUCUGAAUGUGGCAGACAAUUCUCUAAAAAACUUGAACUUCAGUUACACACCAGAAUUCACAAUGGAAAGAAGCCAUACUUUUGUUCUGAAUGUGGUAAACAAUUCAGCACCAGUCGUCAUCAUCAGAACCAUGCAAAAAUUCACACUGAAGAGAAACUAUAUUGCUGCUCUGAUUGUGGGAAACAAUUCUUACGAAGAGGCAAUCUUCAGAUUCACAGAAGAAUUCAUACUGGCGAGAAGCCGUAUGCCUGUUCUGAAUGUGGCAAACGAUUCUCACAAAGGGUCAACCUUCAAACUCAUGCAAGAAUUCACACUGGAGAGAAACCAUUUUGUUGCUGUGAGUGUGGCAAACAAUUCUCAAAAAAAUGCAGGCUUCAGUUACACGCAACAAUUCACACUGGUGCAAAGGAAAACAAUCAGAAGAAGUGUAUAUAAUGAAUGUUUCAGGUUCAAAUGAGUACUCAGGGUUGAGAAAGGAGAGUAAAUAUUACAAAGUACCAGGAGAAAUUCACUAAAAAAACAAAAAGAGUGUGCUACAUCACAUCAUAACUAAAGAGUGGGAUUCACUCCUGUUUUAACAGUUAGCACAUUAAACCCUUUAGGAUAGUGUGAUAGAAGCCAUGCUGCUGCUGUUCUGAAUGUGGCAAACAAGACUUCAGCAGUAGUAGAGUUUAAAGACACAAAUAAUUCACACAGAAGAGAAUAAAUUCAGAACUAAGCAGCCAAACAUGAUGGAAUACCCUAGAAAUAUAAUUAUGAUGUAGAAAUUAAUUGAAUUCAAAAAAGAGCAUAAUAAUGAAAGUCACUAUAGCAGCAAAAAAGAUCAGUGAUGUAUGGGAUUAAGAAAGCACAGUUGAUUUUAAAGUGGCAGUGACAUCUCAAACAGUUGUGCACAGAUUACGCAGGCAUCAUGAGUGAAGAUGAUCUCUGAUAACAUACAAGGAAAGACUAGAAAAAGAAAAGAUUAAAAACACUGCCUACAUGUGUAUGUCCAGAAAUUAUGGGAAAAAAGAAAAAUCAAGGGGCACACUUAAAAAGUAGGAACAUCACCAUCAGUACAGAACAAAAUGAUCCAGGAAAUGAAACACGGUCUUCUGGAUUUCCUCAAGACAGACAAGCAGAGAGGACGUUCCAGAGGAUAUCAUGAAAAUUGCUCCUGUGACACUGUACAAUGGCUGAUCCAGGUCUCUGACCUCCACAGGUAAUGCAAAAUGACACUUUUCCCUGGGGAAUUAAAUCAGUGUACCAAAAAUAAAAUCGCACUGAAUGCAACCUUAUUGCAUGUUGAUGUAAACAAGCCAUGCUGGUAAGUGAUUAUACAAGCUACACUGAAAUGUGAUAUGUAAAACAAGACACACUAAAGAUGGCUCAAUGAAGUGCUCAAACAAGCUGCUGCUUUACCUUGUAUUUAUACAUUUAUUUAUUUUUGUUUUGAAUCCCCAAAAACAGACUGCUAGAACAUGCAACAAUGACCUUAUGUAUCAGCCUGGGGUAGAUAAAGAUUAGCAUGGACAUCAGCCUCGGAAAAGAACACAAUUUUGCAAUACGAACAUAUAUAGUUGUUUUAAAAUUAUUGGUCAUUUCUGAAAUUAUUGUUAAGCCCGUGUGGGGAGAGGACUUUAAGUAUGGAAUGCAUGCUUGACAAAGGACAGAAGAAUCUUCAGCACCACCUUGAGAAGACAUCUGCUUCUCCCUUUAAGUUUGGCAGGAUAUAAGACCUCUGUGGGCAUUUUCAAGCAGCCAGAUUUGAAAGGACUCAUCAUCUGUGUUCUUUAAAAAAAGUAUCCUUCAAUAACACUCUUUUAAAAUAUG
Messenger RNA from Polypterus senegalus (gray bichir), 5719 nucleotides. Its product is annotated as zinc finger protein 585A-like. The coding region runs from base 830 to 4342 and encodes 1170 amino acids. The transcript has 4 exons. Gene Ontology annotation, molecular function: RNA polymerase II transcription regulatory region sequence-specific DNA binding; DNA-binding transcription factor activity, RNA polymerase II-specific. NCBI's taxonomy places the organism in Eukaryota, Metazoa, Chordata, Cladistia, Polypteriformes, Polypteridae. The record is from RefSeq and is a predicted model, not a curated record. Gene Ontology annotation, biological process: regulation of transcription by RNA polymerase II. Gene Ontology annotation, cellular component: nucleus.